Syngnathus acus (greater pipefish) is the source of this 1936-nucleotide messenger RNA. RefSeq names its product chemokine (C-C motif) receptor 6b (gene ccr6b). The coding region runs from base 556 to 1632 and encodes 358 amino acids. Gene Ontology annotation, molecular function: chemokine receptor activity. Gene Ontology annotation, biological process: chemotaxis; immune response; G protein-coupled receptor signaling pathway. Lineage: Eukaryota; Metazoa; Chordata; Actinopteri; Syngnathiformes; Syngnathidae. The record is from RefSeq and is a predicted model, not a curated record. The transcript has 2 exons. Gene Ontology annotation, cellular component: membrane.
GGCUUGAUCAAUUCCGGUUUAUUAUCAAAAUAAACGGCUAGUGUUGUAAGUAUCAAACUCGCGAAGACGACAGAAUACGUGUUUAUUGUCCUCAAUAUUGAGGAAAACUAGAAUAGAACAUGCCACAGAAAUAAAUCAUUAACUCUUAUUUUCAGUUCGUUGGAAUGAUAGCGCUAUCUGCUGGUCAUAUUGGGGAGUACAUCAGGGUCACCUUUUGGAAAAUGAGAAACCAAAGUCGCAGGAAAUGUGAUUUGUUGCAAACUUUUCUUCACAAAUGAAUGUUGCUUUUUUUGGGGGAGGAGGAUCUCUGGUGGCAGGUGCCGAAAAAAAUCUACAGAAAAUGAGCAGGAAGCAGGAAGAUAAAAUCAACGGUUAACCUGAGUUGAGGCACCCCCUUUGGUCUCCUUCCUUUUUUCUUUGUGAAACUUUGCUGCUUACAUCUGUGACUAUAACCUCCCCUGCUCAAAGCUUUUUUCAUUAGCAGCCAAGACAUUGUGGAACUUUUUGCCAGCAUUUGACACAGAAAACUUGACUCUUCUUCUGAGGAACCAAAACAUGUCUUCAGUGGCUCCAGACUAUUACAAUCCCAGCACUGAUGACUAUACAGAUGCGGAGCUGUGCAACCUGGAUCCAAAUCCCGCUGAAGUCAUCACCCAAACCUACAUGCACUCCCUCAUCUGUGUCUUUGGCCUAGUUGGGAACAUCCUUGUGGUGGCGACUUACUUAUUCUACAAGAGGACCAAGACAAUGACAGACAUCUACCUGGCCAAUUUGGCGGUGGCCGACCUGACCUUUGUGCUGGCCCUGCCUUUUAUCAUUUACAACGAGCGGCACAGCUGGGUGAUGGGCACGGCGGUCUGCAAGGUGCUGAGGUCGGCCUACUGCAUCAACCUUUACAGCGGGAUGCUCCUGCUGGCGUGCAUCAGCGGCGAUCGUUACAUCGCCAUUGUCCAAGCCAGACGCUCUUUCGGGGCCCGCUCGAGUUCUCUCAUCUACAGCCGCAUCAUCUGCACUGUCGUGUGGCUUUGCGCGGCCGCCUUAACACUGCCCACCCUUCUAUACACCGAGCGCUUUGAGGAGAGCGCUCUGGGGGCCGAGAGCGUGCACGUGACCUGUGAACUGUCUUUCAGCAACGACGAGACGGCCAAGUUGAUCAAAAUGCUGAUCCCCUGCCUUCAAAUGGCCACUGGGUUCCUGCUGCCCCUAGUGGUGAUGGUGCUGUGCUACUCCAGCAUCACGUGCACGUUGAUACGAGCACGAAGCAGCCAGAGGCACAAAGCCAUCCGUGUGGUCUUGGCCGUGGUUGUGUUCUUCAUCGUGUGCCACCUCCCCUACAACGUGGCUCUGCUCAACCACACGCUUGAUCUGUUUGAGCAGAGAAGUUGUCAGGGAGAAAGGCUCAGUCUUCAAGUUCUGGCUGUUACUAAAAGUGUGGCCUAUCUCCACUGCUGUGUCAAUCCCAUCCUCUAUGCCUUCAUUGGCUCCAAAUUUAGGAGCCACUUUAAGCAAAUACUGAUGGACCUGUGGUGCUUUGGUAAGAGGUACAUCUCCUCGGCCCGCUCGUCACGCGGCACGUCUGACGUCUUGAAGUCUUCAGAUGGUUCCAACAACUUCUCCUCGUUUAGUGUUUGACUUUGACUCAACUUUAUUUAUUCCUUGGGAUUGCUCGCUCAGGAAAAUCUGGUUCAAGUAGCUUACGCAGACAUAGUAGAAAAGAGAAUAUUGUCUUUUAAAUGUAUUGUAUUGUGUGCUCUCGAAUGCAAUCUGUUUUUUGAAAUUAAUAUAGCAGUAUUUUGGGGCAUUAGUGAAAUAUAUAUUUUCUAAGUGCUAAAAUGCUUUUCAAACUCCUGCUGUUGGACUCCAUUGUUGAUAUGAAGAGAGGAGAACUUCGAAAUGUAUAGCUUUGAUUUGUUGCCUUAUUUGAUCCUAGAUGAAU